AUGCUAUCAACAGGAGAUACUUUAGCAAUCCCUAUCAUUAAUAAUCAGUAUUCAGAAGAACUGUUAGUUCACGAUAUCAUGCGAUUCAUCUCGAGAAACCCUAGCUCUUACGAUGCAGUUCUGGUACGAAACCAUGGUCUGAUUGUCUGGGGAAAGACAUGGGAAAAAGCUGAACAACUAGCUAAAUCUAUGGAUGCUCUGUUCAGAGUAGCAAUGAAACUAUUUGACGAAAGUAAGCCAUGGGUGAUUAACAGAAGAUGCAGCGGCUAA
Messenger RNA from Auanema sp. JU1783, 270 nucleotides. The record is from the annotation of a GenBank genome assembly. Lineage: Eukaryota; Metazoa; Nematoda; Chromadorea; Rhabditida; Rhabditidae.